GUUACAGAUCGGUACCCAAGGGAACCUCCCGCUAUCCACGUUUCCAGUUCUGACGGUUGCAACGUGGCAGAUUCUGCAGUACUGGUAACGCACCUAGAGGGCGUUGCUAAGGCAUCUGUCGGGGAACCAAUGCUUCACACUCUCAUCACCGAAGCUAAGGACUUCGCGGCCUCGCAUGUCAAGGACAUCCCAAGGUCACGUUCUACACAGCAGACGUCAGCUAUAAAAGACGAUAGGAAGCCGGUCUGUAAGUUUUUCCUUGAAGGAAAGUGCAGAUUCGGUGAGAGCUGCUUCAACCGGCAUCCUCAGGACGAUGCGAUGUCAGUGGUAAAAGACGUCCCAGAGCCAAAAACUCAGGGCAGGGAAAAUCUCGCAGAUUCUCGCGAGAGGAAAGGGAACAAAAAGCCACCAAUGAGGACGGCCCUCGACGUCAUCAACCGCAUCCAAUGGGAUGAGGACCUUCCGAGCAAGAACUUUGUGAUUGGCUACUUGGACAGGUUUACAGGUGUUGAGGAGAGACCGUUCGACGACUUCACGUGGGGAGAGCUGAGCGAUGCCGAGCAGGACGACCUGGCCAUCCCGCAGCACCGCAUCCAGUACUUCAAGUACCACGACGAGAAGGUUUGGGACAAAAACGAGCGACUGGACAACGUGUUCGGGUCCACCGGAAGUUACGUCACGAUUCAUGACGUAUUACAAAGGUACAGGAAAGAGGACGAAAGUUUGACGACCGGAGAGAAGGAAGAGGGCGCGUCGUCUGUGGCGGAGGAACAAGAAUGUGACGAAGAAAGCAGCUCAGAUAGCGACGACGAUACACAGACGGUGACAACGCCCUGGAUACGACAGAAAAACACAUCAAGGAAGUCAAAACCAACCUCAUCAAACAGACCCAACUUUUUCGUCGCCGUCCGCAUAACAGACCCGGAUAUACUGAGAGUCGCGAAGCACUUCCGGACGUGCAUUUUCGAGCGUUCGCCAGUCUUGGACGCUGCCUUGGCCCAGGUUGAAAAACUCCACGUGACGUUGUGCACCUUACGGAUCAACAACCAGGAUGAACUGGACGCGGCAAGGAGGGUUUUGCGCGACCUGAAGCGGGAGUCAGCUCGCCUCCUGCCGCCUUCUCUCGUCUUGAAGUUCCGCGGCGUCGAAACGUUCAACAACCGCGUGGUGUACGCCGCUCCGGAGGACAGUCCGGCCUUCCGCGCGCUGGCUGCUCGGGUGAAGUCACUGUUGAGUGACGCAGGGCUAAACAUGGCGGGAAGUCACGAAGAGUACAACCCCCACCUCACCUUGCUGAACCUGUCCCGGUCCAUGUGCAGAGAGAUGGUGUCGUGCGGCGCUUUAAGUUCAGAGGGCGUGGAUCCGGCGUUGUACGACCAGUUCUUGGACCGAGAUUUCGGCGCCCAGGCUGUGGAGGAACUGCACCUGUGUUCUAUGGGCUCCACCAGGCACGACGGGUUCUACCAGUGCGCCGCUAGUGUCGGGCUCUUUGACGAGAAUUAGAUUAUUUCUUUAUAAGGCCACGCCAAUUUUAUUUGUUGUUUCUCGUAUUUUUUCAGAAAAAGAUUGGGUCGGUCGGUCGGUCGGUCGAAAACUUUUCAAAUCGUCGAGGGUAGAACAGGUUGGACAGAAAAACAUAAACUUUCAACAUUUAGGGGGUCCCUGGUGGCAAAGUCCAAAGUUUGAAGAAAAAUGAUAAACGUACCGUCCAAAAUAGGCACGCACAUCUACUAAAAUUUGAGGCCUAUAAUUAAUUUGAGAAAGGAGAGGCAGUGAAAUUUUGUCAACACGAAGUGUGACCAUCAAUUUGAAAUUUUUUAUUUUUAUUUUCAAAUCUGAAAAAAUAGGGUCGGGAAAUCCGAGAAACAACAAAUAAAAUUCGUGUGGCCUAUUGACAAAACAGUUUAUUUCCCUGGAUUGCCAAACUAGCGAACUCUCUCGACGACAAUUGUUACCUACCAACCUUCAAAACAAAUGUUCACGUUGUACAAUUGCUUCCAACGUCUUAGUUCAUUGCCUUGAAGUGGUCAAACCACGUCGACAUUGCUUUGAACAAUCCCGUUAAAUUAACUUGUACAUUCAAUUGAUAAAAAGUCAUGCACAAUAAAAUUAAUGUAAAUAUUGUGUUAAGUGAACUCGAAACUGCAAAUGUAUCGUCAAAUAUUUUCGUAUGCCUCGUCAAGUAUGGUUGUAACAUGUAAUACUGUGACGUGUUUGUAAAAUUUCAGGAAAUUGUCGAAUAAACAAAAUAUAUCAGCUUAAA
Messenger RNA from Branchiostoma floridae (Florida lancelet), 2263 nucleotides. Its product is annotated as leukocyte receptor cluster member 9-like. NCBI's taxonomy places the organism in Eukaryota, Metazoa, Chordata, Leptocardii, Amphioxiformes, Branchiostomatidae. The transcript has 4 exons. The record is from RefSeq and is a predicted model, not a curated record. The coding region runs from base 130 to 1503 and encodes 457 amino acids. Gene Ontology annotation, molecular function: metal ion binding.